Molecule: messenger RNA, 2611 nt
Organism: Brachypodium distachyon (stiff brome)
Lineage: Eukaryota; Viridiplantae; Streptophyta; Magnoliopsida; Poales; Poaceae
Product: U-box domain-containing protein 15
Exons: 2
Coding region: 716-2374 (552 amino acids)
Molecular function (GO): protein binding
Source: RefSeq, a predicted model, not a curated record
AGGAGCCGAUUCGUCUACGGUACGUCGGCCCACACAAUUAUUUCCCCAUGAUUCUUUUCUACCUUGGACAUGAUUCUUUUGCGUAAAGAAAGUGUGAGAUCUUUGGGUUAGGAUAUAAUACAGGAAAGUAGUAAGUGUGGAAAUUACGAGUGCCCAAAUCUUGAUCCUUUUGUCCGAAACACUCGAACCUUCGCUUUAGAUCGCCCGCUUUGCUGUGAUGCACGCAUGGGCACCGCACAGCCGCCCUCGUAGGAGUAGUGAUUAGCCAGUCAAAUCUAAAUACCAAAGCAAAUGGGGAUUUUUUUUUUGCUAAGAAUAAAUGCAUGACAUGCGCCAGUCUGUCUCGAUGAGAUGUAACAUGCAGACCCAAAUGCUAUAAUAGUAGAACUACGUUCCGGCUCGCGCCACUUGGUGUCAUUGCUGCCACCGCUGCAUUUCCUUUUUCUUUUUGUUUGUUCUCGUUCACUCGUCACCUACCUAGCCGUCAUUCUCCGGGUCAAUUCUCGAAAUGCCGUCCACGGACAGUGCCAACCAGUCAGAACGAUUGGGAAUUUUGACAGGACCUUCGUACCAGCACAUAAUUUCGUGUGUCGUCUCGCGUCGCAGCAUUUAAUCCUCUCGAUUUCACGUAUCGUCCAGCCAAAGCAAGGAAAGAUCGGGGGGUGGAUGAGAUCAGGAGGACGCGGGGUGUUGUAGCUGCUGCUGCGACAGAGCGAUGAGCUUGCAGAGAGACUUGCCGACGGCCACGGCGGAGGAGCUGCUGGAGCGGGCGCGGGGGCUGGUGCCGGCGGCGCUGGACGCGGCGCGCACGGCGGCGGGAUUCGGUGGGCGGUGGAAGGCCAUUGCGACGAGGCUGGAGCGGGUGCCGCCGUGCCUGUCAGACCUGUCCAGCCACCCCUGCUUCUCCAAGAACUCGCUCUGCCGUGAGCUGCUGCAGUCCGUUGCCGCCACGCUCACUGAGGCGACCGAGCUCGGCGCGCGAUGCCGCGAACCUCCGAAGGCCGGGAAGCUGCAGAUGCAGAGCGACCUUGACGCGCUCGCGGGGAAGCUGGACCUCAACCUCCGGGACUGCGCGCUUCUCAUCAAGACCGGCGUGCUCUCCGACGCGACAGUCCCGGCGGCUCCUCUGGCCGAGGCAGCGACGCAGACGGACGUGCGGGAGCUGCUCGCCAGGCUGCAGAUCGGGCACGCCGAGGCCAAGCACCGGGCGGUGGACGGGCUCCUGGACGCGCUGCGGGAGGACGAGAAGAGCGUGCUGUCGGCGCUCGGCCGCGGCAACGUAGCCGCGCUUGUGCAGCUGCUCACGGCGACGGCGCCCAAGAUCAGGGAGAAGGCGGCCAGUGUCCUCUGCCUGCUAGCGGAGUCCGGCAGCUGCGAGGGCUUGCUCGUGUCAGAAGGCGCGCUGCCGCCUCUCAUCCGGCUGGCGGAGUCCGGCAGCCUCGUCGGACGGGAGAAGGCCGUAAUCACUCUGCAGCGGCUGUCCAUGUCGCCCGAGAUCGCCCGUGCCAUCGUCGGCCACAGCGGCGUUCGCCCGCUGGUCGACGUCUGCCAGACCGGGGACUCCAUCUCGCAGUCCGCGGCGGCCGGCGCGCUCAAGAACCUCUCCGCGGUGCCGGAGGUCCGGCAAGCCUUGGCCGAGGAAGGCAUCGUGCGCGUCAUGAUCAGCCUGCUGGACCGCGGCGCCGUGCUCGGCUCCAAGGAGUACGCCGCCGAGUGCCUGCAGAACUUCACAUCGAGCAACGAUGGCCUCCGUCGGGCCGUGGUGGCCGAGGGCGUGCUGCCCAGCCUGCUCACCUACCUCGACGGCCCGCUGCCGCAGGAGCCAGCCGUGGGUGCGCUCCGGAACCUCGUGUCCAAUGUGUCGCCGGGCAUGCUCGUGUCCCUCGGCGUGCUCCCGAGGCUGGCGCACGUGCUCCGGGACGGCUCCGUGGGUGCCCAGCAAGCCGCUGCUGCGGCCAUCUGCAGGAUCUCGGGAACGCCAGAGAUGAAGCGCCUGGUGGGCGAUCACGGGUGCAUGCCGCUGCUGGUGCGGCUACUGGAGGCCAAGUCGAACGGGGCGCGCGAGGCGGCGGCGCAGGCGACAGCGACGCUGAUGAACGGCUGCCCGGUGAACGCGAGGGACGUGAAGAAGGACGAGAAGAGCGUGCCGAACCUGGUGCAGCUGCUGGACCCGAGCCCCGGGAACACGGCCAAGAAGUACGCCAUCUCCUGCCUGCUGUCGCUGUCGGCGAGCAAGCGCUGCAAGAAGCUGAUGAUUGCGCACGGGGCCAUUGGUUACCUGAAGAAGCUCUCUGAGAUGGAUGUCGCCGGUGCCAAGAAGCUGCUCGAGAAGCUGGAGCGCGGCAAGCUUCGCAGCCUCUUCAGCAGGAAGUAGUAGUACAAUAGCCGGGCGUUCUGUUUUGCCGUAACCUGUAAAAAGAAUAGAAAAAUUCCCGUCCUGUGUUCAUAGUCUCUAUGAAGGCAGUGCAGAGUACUGGUGCUAUCUCAAUCUUAACAUCGCAAUAUCGCCUGUUUAUGUGUAUUAUGUCAGCCAGUUCAUUUAGUUGUUAACUUAGGCUGGAGUGUGUACUCCUAAUGCCAAUAAAAGGUGUUCAGUCUGGAUCAUUUUGCA